Messenger RNA from Cervus elaphus (red deer), 1517 nucleotides. RefSeq names its product tumor suppressing subtransferable candidate 4 (gene TSSC4). The transcript is spliced from 3 exons. The record is from RefSeq and is a predicted model, not a curated record. Lineage: Eukaryota; Metazoa; Chordata; Mammalia; Artiodactyla; Cervidae. Bases 290 to 1285 code for a protein of 331 amino acids.
UCCCGAUAGGCCUCGGGAGUGGAAGCCAGGUGCCUUGUGGGAGAUGUAGUUCUUCAGGCGUAGGAGAAGCGGCGCUCGGCCAGCGGGGGACUCGGUUUCCCAAAAGGCUGAGCGCGGCGCAAGAUGGAGGCAGCCAGGCCGAAGUGAGCCGCCAGUCACUGAACCGCUGAGCAGAGCCGUGCCCGGGGGCCUUUGCCACCAAGAACCUUCGUCAGCAUUCAGCCCACCUGCCCUCCAGCGUCCAGCAGGCACCUGGCAGACGGGGAGGUGUGGCGUGGCCUGAGGACACAUGGCAGAGGCAGGGGACAGCCAACACUUCCUUGACUCGGAGGUCGACGUCCUGCCUCCCGACACUGUCUCCCUCAGCGACUCGGACUCAGACCUCAGUCUGCCGGAUGGUGCUGGGGUGGAUGCCCUGUCCCCGGGGGGGCUGCCUGGGGAGGCUUCCGGGGAUUCGGGCCCCGAUGAGCCCCCCUCGCCCCCCAGGGGCCUCCCCACAGAGGCGGUGCAGCCCUUCCACCUGAGAGGCACGAGCUCCACCUUCUCCCAGCGCAGCCACAGCAUCUUCGAUGGCCUGGAGGGGGCCGCCAGGCGGGCUGUGCCCGCUGUGGCUCCAGCCAGUCCGGGGGACAGGGGGAGCUUCCGGCAGCUGCUGACACCCUCCAGCCAGCCUGCAGCGGGUGGCCCAAGUAGGGCCGCUGGAAGCCCUGCUCCCCCAAGGGCGCCCCCCGUCCCUGACUACGUGACCCACCCUGAGCGCUGGACCAGGUACAGCCUGGAAGAGGUGGCCGAGGCCAGCGAGCAGAGCAACCGGGCCGCCGCCCUGGCCUUCCUGGGCCCGCAGAACCUGGCCGCCCCCGGCGACUACGUGCCCUCCUUCAAUCAGGACCCCUCCAGCUGCGGGGAGGGCCGGCUUGUCUUCACCAAGCCUGCCCGAGCCAGCGAGGCUCGGCCCGACAGGAGGCGGGUCCCGAGGAAGGCGGGGGAGCCGGGCAGGAGCGACCCUGGGGUUCCAGGAGCGGCAGGGGGUGAGGGCCCCGUGGAGCUGGCCCACCUGGCCAGGCCCGGGAGCCCCGAAGCCGAGGAGUGGAGCGGACCCCGAGGGGGCCUGCAGGAGGUGGGUACACCUGCGGGCGUGGCCCACACCAGGUCUGGGUCCAGCACCCCGCUGGUGGAGACAGUGGGUUUCCACGGCAGCAGGAAGCGGAGCAGGGACCACUUCCGGGGCAAGGGACCACUUCCGGAGCAAGGGCACAGCCCCGAGGCCCCCGGUGCGGAGGCGUGAGCCAGGAGACCUCCCGGCUGCCUCCCUGGCCUGACUGUGCUGGAAGGCAGGCCACUGCUGCCCCCGGGGCGGCCUCAGGGCUGGAGUGGGCUCAGGGCUCCAGGGCAGUGAGCCGGCCCGCCGGCUGCCUCUAGGUGCCACCAGGGAGCAGAGACUUCACCAGGGUGUGGGCCGGGGGUGGUGGAGGCCCCACCCAUCCUCUGCCCCGGAGACAGUAAAGGCCUUGCGUGUU